CACGACCAAAUCAUCAACAAUGUCAUCAGAUACGAUCGCGACAACCUCUAGGAUUCGUUCGGCCGGCAUCUUGCGCCAUCCCGGUGCUUCAACCCAAAUUUCGGGAUGCUUCCGAAGUAUUUCUCGGAACCAUGACUUCAACCACCAAAUACUUCGGAACAGUGCUGUGCCUCUGCGAAUCUUCUCGGAAUACUGAAGAACCGUGAUGACUUAGCAUACGCUGUAGACUUAUAUAUAACCUUAGAUUGGAACUUCCUCAGUCUUCUCAGCACCACUCUCAAGAAAUAAUCAUUGUCACUCAGACUACUCUUUUACACCUCGUUCUAGCAUCAAGAUGCCAACUCUCGAAGUCCCGGGUGCGGAGUUGCACUAUGAUACCUUUGGGAGCGGUCCUGUUCUUCUCUUGAUCACCGGUGCCGAUGGUCGCGGCUCCGUUUGGCACCCUCUAGCAAAACACCUCUCAGCCCAUCACACAGUCAUCUCCUAUGACCGCCGCGGGUACUCGGCCAGCCAUAUCAAAGGCACCCAAGACUACACCAACCGUCUAAACACAGAUGCAGACGAUGCCGCCCUCCUCAUCGAACACCUAAGCCCCACCAACACUGCCAUUGUCGUCGGCAACUCCUCCGGCGCCAUAGUCUCGCAAACUUUACUCCUUCGUCACCCCGACCGCGUAUCAAAACUCAUCUCACACGAACCUCCUGCUUUCGGCGCUCUGCCUCCUGAUUUCCGCGCCAAAGGAGAACAUGUCAUCAAUCACAUCUACAACCAAUACCGCACCCUUGGCCCCAUUACCGCCAUGGAAGAAUUUACCGCCGGCCUAGACACAGGCUCUGAAGCCACGCUCAUGCGUUCCCUGAUGCAUCCUUCCUCCUCCUACGAAAUCAGAGCUAAUUCCAUGUUUUGGUUUGAAUUUGAGUUGAGGCAGUAUCCUUGUGCUGAUGUGGAUGUCGAGGGGCUUGUGAAGCUCAAGGAGAAAUUUGUUCCUGCUGCUGGGGAGGAUUCGGGUAUGGGUGUUGGUGUUGCGCCUAUUGCUGCUAUUGCUGGUGCUGUGGGGAGGGAGAUGUUGAGGUUACCUGGUGGACAUGUCGGGUUCAUGACGCAGCCUGAAAAAUGGGCUGCUGCGUUGUUGGAAGGUAUUGGAAGAUAUUAGGGACUACUUGGUUCAUAGAGGGUCAGCCUUUUGCUCAUGCGAACGUUCGUCUCUCGGAGUGAGAAGAUGAAGUUACCAAUGAUGAUUGAUGCUUGUACCAUUGUUGAGAAGUUUAUACAGAGCCUAGAAUGAACGAGAAC
Messenger RNA from Aureobasidium pullulans EXF-150, 1293 nucleotides. RefSeq names its product alpha/beta-hydrolase. Bases 335 to 1153 code for a protein of 272 amino acids. The transcript has a single exon. NCBI's taxonomy places the organism in Eukaryota, Fungi, Ascomycota, Dothideomycetes, Dothideales, Saccotheciaceae. The record is from RefSeq and is a predicted model, not a curated record.